AUGCCUCAUUUGACAACACUAUGGAAGGCAAUUGUCUUGUCUUUCAUCAUCAACUACUUGGUGGUGAGCGCAGAUGUGGAGUCCACCACGGUGGGCGAUAGUGUGGCCAUGGAGACAUCGUACGAGGACGAUGAUUUAAUUCCCAGUUACAUUCUGCCAAAGCACAUCUUCAACGAGGGAAAGCCAUUCUAUGUGGAGAAGGAUCCCAUCUCGGGAAAAUUGGAUUUCAGUGCUAAAAAGUCUGCUGGAUUGGAAAAUUUCAUCAGCAAUGUGCCAGAAGGCAGCAAAGAGAAGGCCACAGAUAUCCAUCCGCUCGGCCCCAAUGAAAUCACACCAAAUUUCCACGACUUCCUCAAUCUCCCUGUGAAGUACUCGAGCGCAAAGUCCGUCUAUCCGCUCGUGUCGUCAUCAUACGCAAAUCUAAAGUAUCAGGGCAACAAUAAGAACUACGUGAGCAAUCAUAAAAAUUACACGACCAGCACGACAUCCAGUCCAAAAUACUACACGAGUUCGCAGAAGCAGUCCACGACAACUAAAUUAUUCAGCAGCACGAAGCCUUUCACUUCGACAAUUAGGUCAACAGAGCGACCGACAACAUCCUCAUUCACUACGACAACACUUUCCUCCACGACUCCCUCGACUACUAGGGUUUCCACCACGACCAGCAGCACAACGACCACGACUCCCACGACAAUCUUCCGCCGAAGACCGUCUGUGAGCGCCACAACUCCGACGCCAAUCACAACCACACCGCCCAGGAGAACCUAUCCUUCGACGACUCCCGUGUACCAGACGAGGCCCCAGACAAAGCCGCCGCGGGGACCAACGAAGUAUGAGUAUACGCCGAAGCCCCUCUUUGAGGAUCUGCAGAAGCAGUCAACUGUGGAAGUCACACGCUCGACGACUCCUGUGCCUCCGAGCACCGCCAGUCAGCCUAAAGUGACCUCAACAUCCAAUUCACCUUCUCCAAGCGCUCCUGCCACCAUUCCAGUGCGCUUCCCUCCGAACUCCGACACAGCGCAGUCAACAGAUAAGAAGACCAUGACUCUGUCCGACCUCUUCAACUCAUUCUCAGACGAUGAGAUUGAGGAGUCCGAUGAGGAGAUUGCGACUCAUUCGAAUGCCAUUCAGCAUGAGAGUAGCAGCGAAAGGAUUAAGGAGCAGCCGAUCGGACAUAUUAAGAACUCGGGCGGGGCUCAAUUCCACCACGAUGACUAUGUGAAGUAUGAGGUGCAGAGACCCAAUCUCAAUGUCAUGCCCUAUCAACCAGUCUCCAGCAUGAACAACAUCGUAAUUUCGCCGGAUCAGAAUUCAGCCUCUUUCGUUCUGGGCAGUCAGCAAUCGGUUGGAGAGUCCAGCAGUGCAGGUAUAUUUGUGGGCAGCGCCGAACAGGCACCGAUCUUCGACACUCAGCAUAGUUCCCAGAGACCACACGGAUUCACCACGAUGCCCAGCAUCCAGAUAAAGCCUCAUGAGUACAAAAGCACCAGCGUUCGCUUCCCCAGCGCCACGGAUCAGCAGAUGGAGGCUUUCGAGAAUGCCCCAGUCAUCACGGGCACUUAUAACAAUGAGAUCACCAUUCCAAAUGGACAUUCAGCGCCGGUGGCUCUGCCUCAUCACCAAAUUGUUGUUUUUCCGCCGAAUGAGAAACUCCCUGUGGCCACAGUCAAUGCGGAACUGGGAUCAACUUUCGAUUCGAAGCAAGUGGGCACGAGAAUUGUCUUUGGCAGUGAUGAACCUAUUCAGAAGCCCAGCGAAAAUGACUUUCCAAAUCCGCAACCCACACUCGCCGACAACUUGACGCCACCACUUGAGGGAUCAGCGACUCAUCAGAGACCCAAUGCGAUUCCGGGCAAUCAGUACAUUCAGGGCUUUAACAGACCACAUCCGCCGCCUCACUUCCUCUACGGCCCUGAUGGAGGACACAGGAAAUCCGUCCCGCCAGUACAUAGGCCGAUGAUCGACAGACCUCUGCCGAAUAUUCUGCCUCAAUUCCGACCAAAUGCUAAAGUCUCUCACGGUCAUCCGUACAACAAGGAAGUUGGCGUUCAGCGAGUCUCUCCCAAUAGGCGUCCUCAAGACAUUGGAAUUCAUCAUCCAGUGCCUCCGCCACCGCCUUCUUUCCCCAUCAGGAGAACUCCUUUGCCCAAUCACUUCGCGUCGAAGAUCGCUCCUGGAGUGAGACCAAUUGACUUCAAUCACAGCGAACCGCACAGAAGAAUUUACAGACUUCCUCCACCGAGAUUGCCGCAGGGCCCGAUUCCUGGUCCUGACCGCUUGUACGCUCAAUCUCUGCCGCCGCGCAAGUUCAUCGAUGGCUUCCCAGUGGCACAGCAGCAUCCCAGCCAUCCGGACAGUAUUCCUCCGCCUCGUGGAAUUGUGCCUCCUCCUGCAUAUGACAAUGAGAACUUCUUCAAAUUGCCGCCGAGAUCGAAGCUGAUGGAGCGGAAUGAUCAGGAGAGACCCAAGCUGGAACCUGUGGUCACAUUGCAAAUGAUGCAGACCAAAAAGCUUCUGCAAGGACCAGGAAGCAGCCAGGCUCAGAAUGUGACUGCAGCGAUAAAUGUGGGUCAGCCUAAUCACGGAGUGAAGCUGGGCGGAAGCGAGAAGAGUCCUGUGUAUGUGGUGUAUCCCAUCAAAUCUGGCCCAGAGACAGAGGAUCCCAUCGUCAUUGGCCAGAGAGGAGAUCAGCUGCCACUGCCACCGUCGGAAAUUAGCUCAAUGUCUCACAAUGGUGGUGAUUAUCAGAACACUCCAUUCACAAUUAUCCACCACGAGCAGGAGCCAAUUCUGGGCUCCAAGUACAAACCGAAGCCACCGAAAGGACACUUUCCGUACUUCAUGGAGCAGCCAGAUCCCAAAUCUGCUGGAGAAAUGGGGAAGAAGGUUCCGCUGACGCUUCAGAAGGUAAAUGAGGAGCAUUCGCACAGCAUGUACAAUAUUGGCGAGGAGCCAAUGGGUCCUCCGGCCGAUCAGAAGAUCUCCAGCACGCUCACGAGAGUCACUGAUCGACCCAUUGCCAUCGCCUACACUCCCACGGAGUCCAAUCACUUCCACCGGCGUCCUGAUGACAGGUUCUCAAUGCCCAACUACGGUCAUGCAGUCAUCUCGGAGAUCAGGGAGACGCAGACUGAGGCUUCCUUCGUGCGGGACGAUCAUGAGUAUCCGCUGAGGAAUGAACACUAUCAGCAGGACUUCCAGGCGCCUUUCUUCCCCAGCAUAAAUCUCGGCACGGUGACAGAUCCCUACAGAGGUUUGUUUGCACGAAAGAUUGACCGCGCCGAUGUGGACGUCAAGGAGACUGAGUUCAACUCCGCUGAACUCGUGACGAAGAGGUUCGACCUGGAAGCGUUCCAGCCUGAAUACUUGAGUGGCUUCAAGCCCAUCUACCCGUCUGAUCCUCACCACUCGCAGAAUGUGCAGUCGAGUGCGGAGAUCAGAGAAACGCCCGCGUCCACGACUGAGGAGGCGCGAACGGAGGAACCCAUCAAGUCGGAGAUGAGCAGCUUCGAGCAGACUCUGGACGCUCUCUUUGGCAGCAUGGACGACGACGAGGAGGAGGGAGAGGCGUUUGACGAGGAGAAUGCCGAUGUGGACACAACCACGACGAGCAGGAGAUAA
This is a messenger RNA of Phlebotomus argentipes, 3621 nucleotides long. RefSeq lists its product as uncharacterized. The coding region runs from base 1 to 3621 and encodes 1206 amino acids. The transcript is spliced from 3 exons. NCBI's taxonomy places the organism in Eukaryota, Metazoa, Arthropoda, Insecta, Diptera, Psychodidae. The record is from RefSeq and is a predicted model, not a curated record.